Dichomitus squalens LYAD-421 SS1 is the source of this 270-nucleotide messenger RNA. RefSeq lists its product as uncharacterized. The record is from RefSeq and is a predicted model, not a curated record. Bases 1 to 270 code for a protein of 89 amino acids. Lineage: Eukaryota; Fungi; Basidiomycota; Agaricomycetes; Polyporales; Polyporaceae. The transcript has 2 exons.
AUGGACCUCGACGUCUCAUUGACCCCGCCCCUGCGCAUCCACACCAUCCGCGUCCAGCAGAUCUCCUCCGAGGUCGCACAAAAGAGGCUCGACAGCUUUCUCCACCGCUUCCGCACCCGCAGUCUAGCCAAAAACAGCGGGGAGACCACCACCUCUGUCCAGCUGCAAAAGCUCGCGGACGCCCUGAACGAGGAGCAUACCCACAUCUGCCAAGUGACGGACAGCAGGCUUGCUCGCGCCGAGUGCUCGCAUACGUGGGGCACGCUGUAG